CACAUAACCUAUCUACAUUCACAAUGGUUCUCCAGGCUGGUGACAAGUUCCCCGAGGGUGUCAAGUUCGGCUGGGCUCCCAUCCUUGACGAGGACCCAACUGUCUGCGGUAUCCCUCAAAUGUACGAUGCCAACAAGGAGUGGGCAGGCAAGAAGGUCGUCAUCGUCAGCGUUCCCGGUGCCUUCACUCCUAGCUGCUCCGCCUACCACCUUCCCCCCUACGUCCAGAAGUUCGAGGAACUCAAAUCUAAGGGUGUCGACAAGGUCGCCUUCAUCUCCAACAACGACGAGUACGUUCUUGCUGGCUGGGGCAAGGUCAACAAGGUGCCUAAGGGCGAAGACUUCCUCAUGCUCUCUGACACCAAGACCUUCUUCUCUGAGAACUACGGCUGGCAGGCUGGCCCCAACAAGGGUGACCGUACCGGUCGCUGGGCCAUGAUCGUCGAGAAGGACGGCACCAUCAGCUACGCUGAGAACGAGGGUCACCUCCAGGAGGUCAAGGCUUCCGCCGUCGAGACCAUCCUCACCAAGGUUUAAAUCCACUUAAUAUUCGGGUCAACCCCUACUUCAUAGAACAUGGCAUAAAGAGGUGCCAUGCCGGCCAUAGAGGAUUAUACACUUAGAUUAUAGACAUGCUGCAACGAAUGAUACACAUUAACG
Molecule: messenger RNA, 659 nt
Organism: Aureobasidium pullulans EXF-150
Lineage: Eukaryota; Fungi; Ascomycota; Dothideomycetes; Dothideales; Saccotheciaceae
Product: AhpC/TSA family protein-like protein
Exons: 5
Coding region: 24-536 (170 amino acids)
Biological process (GO): hydrogen peroxide catabolic process; cell redox homeostasis; cellular response to oxidative stress
Cellular component (GO): mitochondrion; peroxisome; cytoplasm
Molecular function (GO): thioredoxin peroxidase activity
Source: RefSeq, a predicted model, not a curated record